This is a messenger RNA of Falco peregrinus (peregrine falcon), 1795 nucleotides long. RefSeq names its product coiled-coil domain containing 32 (gene CCDC32). Bases 137 to 673 code for a protein of 178 amino acids. Gene Ontology annotation, biological process: cilium organization. The record is from RefSeq and is a predicted model, not a curated record. NCBI's taxonomy places the organism in Eukaryota, Metazoa, Chordata, Aves, Falconiformes, Falconidae. The transcript is spliced from 4 exons.
GUGGCGGUGGCCGAGGCGGGUGCGGGGAUCGGGUCGGCAGCCGGAGCGGCCUCUCCGUGUCCCGUCCGUGUCUCCGAGGAGGCGGCUGGGGCGGCCCCGGGGAGCGGCGGUGACAGGGGCCGCCGGGGACUUCACCAUGAGAAUGAUCGAGAGCGUCGACUCCGCGGUCACCAGGUCCAGCGAGGAUCUCUGGGCUGAGAUCUGUUCGUGUCUGCCACGUCCCGACCAGAAGGAUGCCAGCGAUGCUUUUACAGACUCCUUCAUGGAUUCCUAUGCUGAUGGAGGAAGCCAGGGUGGCGGAUCAGGUGGCUCUUCCCAAACAAACCUGAAGCCCUGGGCACCCCUGAACGAUUCAGAAGUGUACUUGGCUUCCUUAGAGAGAAGACUGAUGAGAAUUAAAGGCUUGUCUCAGGAGGUGACCUCCAAGGAUAUGCUGCGCACUCUCUCCCAGGCUAAGAAGGAAUGCUGGGACAGGUUUCUGCAGGAGAAGUUUGAGUCUGAAUUUUAUGUAGAGGGACAUGACUCUGAUGAGAGCACGCUAGAACAUCUAAAGCGAUGGCUACAACCAGAUAAAGUGGCAAUCAGUACUGAGGAGGUACAGUACCUCAUCCCUCCAGAAUCUCAGCCAGAGAAGCAGGAGACUGAGGCGGAACCUCCAGCUGCUGAGCAGUGAGAUAUGCACCAUCCACACCGCAGCGCUGCUUCUUGUCCAAACCCUGAUGAUGUUGUACCCAGUGGUAGUAAUAAUGGGGGGAGGUGGGGAGGGCAAAAGCACACACCAAAAAAACCCAGCUCUGGACCUCCAGAGAUAGUGACUGACAUUUGUUAUGGACAAGAGUGGAACGCCUGUGACUCAGCACACGCUGAACUGAAAUUUUACUUUGAUCUUCUUCCCAGCCUGUAGCAACCUAAUCAUUCCAGUAUGUGAAUUGUUUGUAAUUCAUCAGGAGACAUACUAAACACAACAAAGCAGUUGUUCAGAAGCAUCAGAAAACAUAAUGAUCUAGAAUAGAACAGAUAAAACCACUGAAUCAGUUUUUCUUCCUGUCUUGUACCUUUUUUAUUACGCAGUUGGGCAUUUUUUUUUCUUUCCUGCAAAGUCCACUAUUUAAGUCUGAGCUGGCUCUGAGCUGUGCCUGAAGGAAGACAGAUAUUUUUCUCAUACGUGGAUUUGGAACCCUAAAGGAAGCUAUCAUUGUAGUCAUUAAAUUGAUGGUAUCAUUGCCAUUGUAACUAUUUUAACAUUCCUGUCUACAUACUGUACCAUCCUACAGCAUCCCACUUCAUUGGCUGAACUCUGUACUCUCUAUUAUAGAAUAGGCUGGAGGGGGAGUACUUUUUUUCUCAUGUUGGUCAUUUUGUACCUGUUCUUUAUCUCCUUCAGCCUCUCCAAAAGAGGUUUAGGUGAGAUUCUCUUACCAGGAAACGAAGAGCGAUAACCAGGGAAGCUACAAAUACCUUGUUUUCAUCACAGACUUGCAUAGAAUUACCUGAUUUGAAAUAUGUUCGAUUAUUUAAAUGUUGUUCAUCCUGUUUAACUCAGCAGAGGGUUAUUUCCCAUUACUAAUCAAAGAAUCUGUAAUCAUAUACUUGUGUAAGACUGAUUCUUCUUUAACUUGUGCUUUCUGUCUUGGCAUUGACACUGAAGGUCGAUAGAGGGAAGCAGCAGACAUCUUCUGUCCAAUAAAGCUUGUUAAGACAGAAAUUGUAGGGGUAGUUCUAGUCGCUCAUGCAUGCAUACUAGAUUCAUACCAUGUUCAUUAUGUAUCUGUAUGAAAAUACAUUUUUAAAAGUA